UGCAACCUGGGAAUUUCUCCAUUCUUAAAAAACAAACCAAAUGCUUCCCCUAAAUUCUUGUCCCAAUUCUCCGCAUUAGCACGACGCAACAUCCUCCUCUCCUAAUCCCUCCCAUUAUCUUAAACCAACCGACCCAAACUCUUGCCCUUUUAUUUUUCAUGGACUUAAGCGUGAUACCCUACAAACACGUAGCCAAGUGCGAGAAUGGGAAGGAGAACGACGACGACGAUGUCGUGGAGGAGGACAAGGCCGCUCGCCGGUUCGACAAAGCAGGUGGACCGGUGGUGAUGAACCCCAAGGCGACCGUCAAGACCGUUGGGAAGUACAAAGAGUGCAUGCGGAACCACGCGGCUUCCAUGGGCGGCCACGCCAGCGAUGGCUGCGGCGAGUUCAUGCCAAGCGGCGGAGGAGACCCUCGCGAGUCGCUCACGUGCGCCGCCUGUGGUUGCCACCGGAACUUCCACCGGAGGGAAGUGCACUCUCCUCGGCUGCCGACGACGAUGUUGUUGUACAAUGCGGGGCCCGCCGUGGCCUAUCGCCAUCAUCAUUAUGGUGGCGGUGGUGGGGAUCGACGGUCGGAGACGCCGGAGAGAGUGGGGCCGACGGCCAGUGUGAAGAGGUUCAGGACGAAGUUCACACAGGAGCAGAAGGAUAAGAUGCUGGAGUUUGCGGAGAGGAUCGGGUGGAGGAUUCAGAGGCACGAUGACGUGGAGCUCAACCAGUUCUGCUCCGAGGUCGGCGUCAAGCGCAACGUGCUCAAAGUGUGGAUGCACAACAACAAGAAUGCUCACCGCCGCAGAGAAGACGCGCAACAGUCGCCUCCGGCACCACAGCCUGUUGGAGUCUAAUUGCACCUUUUAUUUUUCUAUAAUUACUUUCUUUUCUUCUUUCUUUUUUUAACUAAUUUUUAGUUUUUGAAUCUGAUUUAGGGCUAAAUGAGCAAAUGAGAAGAGCCAGUGCUUGUCAAAAUCUAUUGGGUUGUAUCUUUUCAGUGUGUGAUGAAUACUAAUAUUGGAAAUGGGCUUCUUGCUUGAAGAGAUCGAAGCAUU
Alnus glutinosa is the source of this 1049-nucleotide messenger RNA. Its product is annotated as zinc-finger homeodomain protein 2-like. The record is from RefSeq and is a predicted model, not a curated record. Gene Ontology annotation, molecular function: DNA-binding transcription factor activity; transcription cis-regulatory region binding. NCBI's taxonomy places the organism in Eukaryota, Viridiplantae, Streptophyta, Magnoliopsida, Fagales, Betulaceae. The transcript has a single exon. The coding region runs from base 159 to 848 and encodes 229 amino acids. Gene Ontology annotation, biological process: regulation of developmental process; regulation of DNA-templated transcription. Gene Ontology annotation, cellular component: nucleus.